This is a messenger RNA of Misgurnus anguillicaudatus (oriental weatherfish), 1424 nucleotides long. NCBI's taxonomy places the organism in Eukaryota, Metazoa, Chordata, Actinopteri, Cypriniformes, Cobitidae. The record is from RefSeq and is a predicted model, not a curated record.
GAGUGGCCGACUUGAAAACAAAGAGACAAUGUAUGGCAACCAUAAAUAGUAUCAGUAGAGUAUAAAUACAGUACAGGUUCACAUUGGCAGUAUCCUCUGGUCUGAUCGAUAUCAACCACAUCAGACUUAACUACAGUCUUUAGAUUCUGUGAGUGUGCUGAACGUUGACUUCUAUCACAAUGCUGCAUAUCUGCCUGAUUAUCUCUGUAGUUUGUGCUACAGGCACUACAAUGCCUUUACCUGAUCUCUUCUCAUACUCGCCUGCUGUCGGGGGUGGAAGUGGAACAGAAUAUUCCACUGCACAUGAGGGAUGUAUUACUGGAAUUAAAAUUUGGGAAUACUCUGGCAGCUAUAUAUAUGGGCUCCAACUGAAGUAUGACACAAACUGGACAACAAUUAUUGGUUCAGAGAAUGGUAAUCCACAGGUGAUGGAAUUCUAUGAGAAAGAAUACAUCACUCAGAUCUCUGGAAAGUACGACUCGAGUUACAUCUAUGAGCUCAUCUUUGUCACCAAUCUGGGGCGAUUUUUAAAAGUGGGGCAGCCUGCUGGAAACUCAUUUAACAUUUACCCAGCCCAAAGAGGGAGUGAUUUGCGCUUUCUCAGCAUUCGAACCAAUGGAUGGGCCAUCGCGUCUAUUGGGGCUCAUUGGUCCGUGAUACGUAACUGUGACAUGUCUGUGAACACAGCUAUAAAAAAAGUCUAAUAUUUUAGCAUUGAGAUGAAUAGUUCAUUCUAUUUACUCUCAUUUAUCAUAUACCUUUGUUUUCUUUUGUGGUUUAUUGUAUCUUAAUGAUUCUUAUUUAACGUCUGGCAAUUGGUUUUAUUCUGUAAACUCUUUUAUGCAAAGUCCAAUAACAGCAUUAAUUUAAUUGUUUAGUAUGAAUAAACAACUUAAGCAAUAAACAUGUGAACAAAAAUUCCUAAAUUCCAUCAGAAGUCACGGUCUAAUAUACAAUUGUCAUUAUGUAAGGUAAAGGUAGUCUAAUCUGUAGAAUCAUGUAAUGUCUACUAUGAGGAAACAGUACUGUUUUGGGUUCCUGUAAUUUACUGGCAUUUCAGGAUUUUUCAAAGGCCAGCCAUUUCUCAUCAUUGUCACAUCAUGUGUGGUGACUGUUAUGCUGACUUUGAUGAUUAUCAUUUUAUUUUGUAUUCCUAGACAGCUUGAAAAUAUUUACUGUAGCUUUGGAGCUUGUCAAACAAUAAAAGCAUACACAAUGCAUGAAGACUACACAUUUUAUUUCCUUUUUGUUCAUUUGUUUGCUAAUAUUUUGCCUUUGUUACACAACUGUUAAAAUUAGUUAAUGCACAGUGGACUAGCAUAAACAAUUGUACUGGCAAUAACUAACAUUAACUUUAUUGAACUUUAUGAAUAAAUGCUGAUUAAUAAAUGCUGAGCAACUAUAUCCUCAUUGUAAAGAUAUUU